Molecule: messenger RNA, 6058 nt
Organism: Varroa destructor (honeybee mite)
Lineage: Eukaryota; Metazoa; Arthropoda; Arachnida; Mesostigmata; Varroidae
Product: visual pigment-like receptor peropsin
Biological process (GO): G protein-coupled receptor signaling pathway
Cellular component (GO): membrane
Molecular function (GO): G protein-coupled receptor activity
Source: RefSeq, a predicted model, not a curated record
UCCAGUGCAAGUUUCUCAAGUUUAAAAACGAAUAUAGCAAAAGAAAAAUGUGGAAUUAAUUUGUGCUUCACCCAGCUGGAAUCUGCCGAGAAAAAAAUUGGAAGAUCGUAUCUAAGCGUCAAAAUUAUGAUUAUUAUGAUAAAAAAAUACAAUCGGAACGAUGGCGGAUUUCGGUGAAUUUUGGAAGUUGGGCUGAAACACGUCCAACUGGUGGAAUAUACCUGGUAACAAGGAGCACCUAAAAGACGUUUUCGAAGAUAUGCACGUCUCGCAGAUGACACAUAACCUUCUUGGAAUUUAUUUGACAAUCACAGGAAUUGUCGGUUUGAUCGCCAAUUUUGUUGUGUUGGGCAUGUUUUACCGUACACCAGGCCGGCUCUCACCAUCCUCGAUGGUUUUGUUGAACCUCACGGUCUCUGACAUUUGCAUCUUGCUUCUUGGGUUUCCCAUCCAUACGGUGGUUAACUUUGCUGGAAGGUGGUCGUUCGGUGAUGUCGGUUGCGUUUUAUACGUUUUUUUUGGGUUUCUGUUUGGAACUGUUCAUAUUGGCACGCUUUCUGUACUUUCGUAUGAACAAUACCGCGCUAUAUCAGAGAUAAAACCAGAUGCAGUGCCCACGCAGAAGUACCUGGAUCGUUUACAUCGCCGUUACGUCAUCUAUAUCACGUUCAUCUGGGUAUUUGCCGUCUUCUGGGCGCUUUUGCCAGUCAUCGGAUGGAGCAAGUACUAUUAUGAGCCCUAUGGGACUGCGUGCACCAUCGACUGGCAGCAUAACAGCGCGAGAUUCAAGUCGUAUAUUAUAGCCUAUUUCAUUGGCGGCUAUAUGUUACCAUUUGGUUUAAUGGUCUACUCUUAUGCAAAAAUAGUUUUCAUGAAGCGCGCUUGCCGAAUCGUUAAUCGACGACAGCUUUAGUUCCAAAGCGAUAUCAUUGCGUCACUCAAGCAAAUCCAAAAAGAAGAUCUUACAUGGGAAUAUGCGUAAAGGGAUGAUGGGCACGCUUAACAAAGUGACAUUUUCGCCGGCUGCACACAUGAAGGACAUAAAUGCAUGCCUGCUGUCCUGGGACAGGGAGAUACGAGAGGAAAUGACGGAAACGUUGGUCAAAGUGCCGGUUGCAUACUUCAAAUACACUAAUGAAUCUCUGCUGCUUUGGAAGAACUAUAUGCGGCACAGUUCAACCGCAGAUAACAACAACCGUGGAGACGGAAAUUAUAGUACGAUAUAUUAUGAUAAAAAACAUCAUGUCAAACAGACGUUAUCAUUACACACAGAUUGUGUGAUGUGCAGAUGCAGUCGAUAUGAUAUAUAUAGUAGCAUAUAUUACAUAGACGCAGUUGUACAUGUUAUUCUGUUGUUGGCACAUGGAUACACAGGCGUCAAAAAAGUAUCGAGAAUGUGGCUUUGUACCAACCACACGUAUCUUAGUUGUCCGCUCCGACCGAUACCCGCAGAAUGCAACGAACGUAUGUACCGUUUUUUUUAAAUAUUUAGAAUAGUUUUUAACCUAUUUAUGUUAGAAGACCUCAGCGUUACUGCUGUUUCUUUCAAUUAUGUGUUAUUGAAUUGUUAAUAUAAGAUAACUUCAGCGUUGAUUCAUAGCCUAGUAGCCAAAAACCUGCUGUAUAAAUACCAUUUGCACGGCUUUUAGCAUUUCAUUUUUCACGAAAAGGAGUAUAGCCACAAAUCGUUCGCUGCAAAGGUUUACACAAUACAAGGUACAAGCACAACGUCCUGAACACCAUACACUGAAUAAAGUCUGAGUCUACUCUCGGCCAGUUGAAUCAAGAUUAAUAUUUCAUAAUGCCUGUCGUCCUCUAUGUCUGGCGCGAUUUGAGCCGCUGUUUCUUUUAUAAGUGGGGUCAGGAUGCCUAGUCCAAAAUCGUCAUUUACGCCCAGAAAUCGUUACGACAGCAGUGUUAAAACUCCUACUUCACUCUGACGUCCUACCCACUGGUGGUUAUAUAAUUUUUUCCCAAAAAAUACACGUCAGGCCGCAAAGUUCUUUCCAUGACUCUGACAAAGGUUUAUCGAUAGGUGUGUGACUAUAAAUGUUGUUAGCUGAUAAGGUGCAGUAUUUGGGUUGUUCUCUGAUUUUUUCAAAGCCGUCGAGAUUCCUAUAAAGGAAUACAUAGUAUGUAUACAAUAAAUUACGUAUGUUCGGUAUCAUUAUACGAAUCAUAUAUAAUGAGAGGAUGCUCCACGUUUAGUAAGUAUCUGCACGUCGUAGGUAAACAAACGUAUUACUUAUUGGAGAAAACAUCGACCUACUACCUAUAAAAUGCAACGCCAUGCUGCUAAUUAUCCUCAUUAGACUGUACAACAAGUUCUACUUUUUCAUUAGAACGUAAGGUGGGUCACUUCGAUGUGAACUUGGCAACCAAAAAAAAAGUCAAUAAGGCCUAUCGUUUAUUCACCGCCUACCCGAUGCGCUUAGAGAUAACGUUGAUUUCGAUGCAUCUUUCAUAUCUCUUGCUUGCUCUUAACUUACCGACAAUUAGGCGUAAGGAAUAUAAAUAGUACAGCCUGCCACUUGAAAUUUAGACAUUGAAUGCAAUGCCAUGUGGCGCUAAGUACUUUAUAGUUAAAUAUACGUUGAAAACGCGUAGUACUUGCAUUCAAAGGACUAGUUUCAAGUGAGUUAAAUAUGCCUUCAGGCUAAGUGAAGAAUCAACUAUGAAACUUUUUUGAAGUCAUGCUUUCUUAAAAUCCCUAUCUGUGAACAAGAUCUGAGUCCAAUGAACAACUGUUUGAAUGAGCAAAACUAUGAGCUUAAUAAGGUUUUAUUUGUUUUCAGUGUCAACAAUGCGGGACCCUGAUACAUUUGAUGCGUCUAAUUAAUGUGUGAUCAUUAGCACAAAUAGAGUAAUAUACUGGAUGAUAACCUUUUAACGCAAAUUUUGAUACUUCAUUAGUGAUUUACUAUUUUGGCAGCGAUUUUGGUAUAAAAAGUAAUUUUCAGGUUACUCACGAUAAAGGUGCCGCUAGCAAUUUCAUCUCUUUACAUAAGUGCAUUUUAAAACCUUAUUCCCCUUCAGGGUCCAAGCAAUCAACAAAUAUUUACGCGCGGUGUCUCUAAUGUAUAUGUACUACCCUGUAAUUGUGUUACCUACCAACGUUUUGGGUGGUUUUGUAAAAAAUAGAAAACCUAUUUGCAAUAUAAAUUCAACAAAAUUUAUCACUAUCGUGAUGUAAUUGUCGGGUGUUGUGGGAUAAUCUUUGGUACAGCGUCUCAUGUUAUACAGGGGUUCUUCGUCAUCGAGCAAAUGUUACACAAUUAUUCUCUGAGUGCCAAAUAUCUCCAUCAUAAUCCCACAGAUUUUGUGAUAUUCAGCUACGAACAUUAAACUCCGAGCAGCUUACCACACAAGUACACCAAAAGCUUAGUCACAUCAUAGGUCAUACUUUUGGUCUGAUAACCGUAGUGGGGUUACGGUUGUUUGAUAAUCUUCGCAUUGAUUGAUGCAAUCUAGCCAUAUAUAUGCAUAUAUAUAUAUAUAUAUAUAUAUAGUAAUUUGCAGGUUUACAUCAUUUUCGUCAUUGAGCAUAAUACGAUGUAAAAAAUAAUUCUCACGCUACUCGCAAUGAGGCGCUAUCUAUAAAAAGUCCGGGGCAGAAGUUUCAUAGAAAUGCUUUCCUAAAUGGUCCUAUCUAGAUAUAUGGUCUCUUCGGCGGCUGAAGCUAAGAAGUAAAAACCUAUGCUACUCUGUUGAAACAAAACAGCUUUUAAUUUACUCCAGUGAAGCCUGGGACAUUUCUUCAAGUCUACGGCCGAUGCGCGCGUUACGAAUGUUUGUUCGCUUGUGCGCCAAAAGAACAUUCGACAUUGUGAAAUCAUGCAACAUUGAACACUAAUGAUGCCAGCACGCAAUGUGUGAAUAACACACAUGCCGUGACCAAUAAAGUUUCUUCUAUAAUGUUUUGGGUAUUCGAUAAAGACAGCUUGUAGUGGUUGAGCUCCUACCAUGUAUUUAUGAACGGGGUAUUUUUCGGCGGAAAUCAAUUUAUGGGAAACAACCUUAAUAGCGCAUACAUGACUCUCACUGGCUGUCGUCGGGCUUCGAAUAAGCACGACACCGUAGAACAAGCACCAUUUCUGCCUAAAUAACCAAUUUUGUUGUCACCGAUUUGAUGUAAAUGCAAUGAAUAACGUCAUAUUUUAUCCAUAUGCAUCAAGCUUGAAAGGAAUUCUACAGGUAACAUUGGCACCAAUAUGCUUGAGCAUGAUUAUAAACGCAGAAGUCUUUAUGGAAGUUGGUGUCGAUUGCAGUGUUCGGUGACGGUAGCGGACGUAAAAUUCAAAUCAUCGUAAAGGAUAUGAUAUAGAAUAGUUAUGGAACUAAAUAAAGCUCAUUACAAAACUGAACGUACUGUUUGUGAUGAAACACCUCUAACGCUUUAGAACAUAACCGUAGUAAUUACAUACCUACUUGUAAAUCAUAAAUUAGAAGUGAUACGAGAUGAGGCAGAACUUAAUGCUUAAUUCAAUUAACAUACUACAAUUAUCAAAUUGAGUCCAGGCUUCAGCGAAAUUGUCAAUGCGUUCAAAUUCUUUAACUUUUGUGAGAAUCAUGCUUUUGAAGGCACCUUAACUUAUAAUAAUCACCAUCAUCGUUGUACAGGUAUUAGAUUAGGUAAAAGGUUCCCCUUAUUUUUUGUAACUCCCCGAUUUAUUGUAAUGUUCGAUUAAACGAGCACAUCUUAGUCGAGGUGCUAUUCUUCGCUUCCUAUGACUUUUGCUUAUCAUUCUGAUAACUGAUACACCCCAGUGAAUAUGAAUGUUUUUGAUUUAGGAGCUAUCCAUUUGCGGACUUCAGCCUCUGUUCUGAAGUAUUUGUUUCCUUCGACAACUUGCAUUGACCGAAACACAUAGGUAAUAAUUAGAUAGAACGAUGUCCGGACUAUGAGUCGAGUGGAGUAAUUUAGCGGUUCGUUCCGUGGCUUAGUCAAACGAACUGACCUGCGCAACAGUCUCCUAUAGUUCUGUCCUGAGUUAGUAGUAGUCACAACAGUGCCCCACUAUAUACAGGGGUGCAAUCUUUAAUUAUAGAUGCUUCUUCAUAGUGACGAACUAGAGAUCUGUAUUUUAUCUUGCGUUUUAGGUUAUGAUUCAGGGCUGGGACCCAUCUUUCAUCGCUGCUAAUAGUUAUAUCCAUAUAUGACUUGUUCUUUUGUUGUGCGAGCAAUAAAGGGCAUAUUGCCAAACAGCCUCCUUGUCAUUUUCACUCUGUUCAUAGGGAUCCACCUUCCUUCCCUUUCGCGUUUCUCUUGUACAUAAAAACAAUUGAUAAUAAUUAUUUGAAUCAUUCCUAGCAGUGUGGAGAGCUUUGGAGUCGAGCGCGUCACAUUUUGUUCACGGAAUACCUGCAAUUUGUCGUCGUUCGGUUGUUAUGGCCGUCCGAGGCGUGGUUUGCCGUUCAAGCUGAAAUCCGCUGUUCUGAAGCGAUUAGACUUAGACUUGCAAGUGGUAGCGUUUUUUGCAGGUUGCCUUCGAUUUCUCAGAGAAUUCUUUGUGUCGAGAUAGUUCUCUCUCCAGCAAAGACAGUGUCGGAGAUUCAUAUUUUUGGGUUUCAUGACUGAACCCACCGAAUCACCAUUUCAAAGGAAGCAAUAGCGCGCACGCAGACAGUCAAAACAAUCAUUCUGGUAAGUUGCAGCUGAGGGCUAAAGGUUUUAGCUUUGCGUCCGAUGCGGCUAUUUAGCAUUCUAUCGGACGAUUGCUUCUAAGCGCGAAACGAAGUGUGCUCACGCAGUGGGAGCUUCCAGUUAAAUACGAUCAGCCAGUUCAACACUAGCACCAUCCAGUGGAAAGUUUUUGUUUAACCAAAUAUUACCAAUAACAGUACAACAAUGAAAAAAAAUCACCGAAAUCGACUCUACGAGGCGGUUGACUACACGAAGCUAAAUAGGAAAUUAUGUUUCUACUUAAAUUCAGAAUCGUUUGCAACAUUCAUAGUCAAAAUAAAAGCGGCAAUAUAUCCUACAAUACAUCCCUAAGAUGUUCUUGGCGGGAGCGCUACAACAGAUAAAACAGAUAAGUAAUAUAUUUAUUCACACAAA